AUGAAUAAAAUCAUAAGAAUAAAAUUUUCAUUCUAGUAAUUAAUUUUGAAGCAUUAUUCAAACCAUUAAGUUAUGCAUCUAGAAUAGAUUGUGCUCCUAUUGCUGGAGUUAGUUGUAAUCCAAAAAGUCAGACUGCCUUAAAAUAUUGUACCGAUUUGACAUGCACUUAAAUUGCAACUCUAGAUUUACAUUCGAAUGAUCAAUUUGUUCUUUAAAAAGUUAUUACAACUGGUGGUAUGAAUUUCUUUCUAAUUGAUUCUGAAGUUUGAUACACUGCCAAUAAUUUGAUAGAAAAAAAGCCACAAUAAUAUCAGUCAGUAAUAAAUAAAAAAAUUAAGUUAUCAUUUAGUUAAAGGCUGAAAUUUUAUUGAGAGCAGUCAAUAUUAAAGAGAUCUCUACUUUAUCGAUAAACUAAGCAGGAGAUAUAAGAAUUUUGUUUUAAACACCUUACUAUCCUGUAAACGGGUGA
Molecule: messenger RNA, 469 nt
Organism: Paramecium pentaurelia
Lineage: Eukaryota; Ciliophora; Oligohymenophorea; Peniculida; Parameciidae
Source: the annotation of a GenBank genome assembly